AUGAAUCCUUGUGAAGAAGAAUACUUUCUCGAUCACCAGUCUAUCCACUCAAAAACACCCUUACAACCUUCAGAAUUCUUGCUGUCUGAUGAUUUGCGCAACUUCCGUCUUCUCCUCAAGUGGUGCGCUCUGGAUCACUCCUCGUCUUCUGGUAAAGCUGUGUCCUAUUUGGUGUUUGUAGUCUUUACCUUAAUAAUCCCCCUCAUAAGUUGCCUGUCCAUCAAAAGUCCUAAAACCCCACCUUCACCAGUUAUGGACACCAACUCAUUCAAUGUCUUUGUGCAAUUCCCAGAGUCUGGACUGGCCGUCAUCGGUUUCUUGACUUUACUAUGUUUCUUUAGGAUAUUUAGUCUCAGACAGCUUCUAUUUCUUGAUGAUUCUACCUUGGUGAAGCUUGGUUAUUCAUGUGAACUUGACAAGGCUUUCCGUUACCUGGCCUCCAUACUUUUACCUUCUUUCCUUGUGGAACUUGUGCAUAAGAGCAUAUUUUUCUCCUCAGCCGAAGUAUCAUUUCCUUUCAUGAAGUCAUCUUUUGCUGCAUUGAAGUUUGUGAUGUUCUUGCUCGUUUUACUUGCAUGGGCUUACCGGACAGGAGUAUUCUUGCUCGUGUGUGUCCUGUUCCGGUUGACCUGUGAGCUGCUGAUUCUGAGGUUCGGAGGGCUGCACAAGAUGUUCGAUAGAUGUGAAUCAGACACCAUAGAAGAUGUAUGUAAGGAGCACGUGAGGAUCAAGAAACAGUUGUCGGCUACAAGUCACAGGUACAGGUUCUUCAUCAUCGCGUCCUUUGUUGUGAUAAGUUCCAGUCAGUUUGUGGCCUUACUGAUGGUUUUUGCCUCAAAGUCUGACAAGAGUUUCCUCAACUCUGGUGAUUUGGUGGUAUGCUCUGCAGUUCAGCUCUGUGGAUUCUUCUUGUGCUUGUUGGGUGCUGCAAGAAUCACACACAGAGCUCAAGGAGUAGUGUGUAUUGCAACGAGGUGGCACAUGACUUUGACAUGCGCUUCUGAAGCCACCUUACCCGAGAGUAACACUGACUCAUCCGACAACACAUACAUCAAUGUCUCGCCGUCACUGGACUUAUCUUCCUUAUUCCAGGCUAGGCAAGCUCUAGUGGAAUACCUGCGACAUAACAACAAGGGGAUUACGCUGUAUGGAUAUGCACUCGAUAGAGGAUUGCUCCAUACACUCUUUGCAUUUGAGUUCUCUCUGGUGAUGUGGAUUCUGAGCAAGGUUGUGGUUCUAUCUUAG
Messenger RNA from Arabis nemorensis, 1245 nucleotides. Lineage: Eukaryota; Viridiplantae; Streptophyta; Magnoliopsida; Brassicales; Brassicaceae. The record is from the annotation of a GenBank genome assembly.